Pestalotiopsis fici W106-1 is the source of this 885-nucleotide messenger RNA. RefSeq lists its product as uncharacterized. The transcript has a single exon. The record is from RefSeq and is a predicted model, not a curated record. NCBI's taxonomy places the organism in Eukaryota, Fungi, Ascomycota, Sordariomycetes, Amphisphaeriales, Sporocadaceae. Bases 1 to 885 code for a protein of 294 amino acids.
AUGCCGAGAAAUCGAAUUCUGGCACAUCGCCAGUCAUUUCAAGAGCACAGAUAUCCCAGUGACCUCUUCAUUGAGGAACACUACGGGCCACAUGAAGACCCGGCGCUGUCUUCUGAGCGGAUACAACAGAGCACCAAGAAACCCAAGACCAAAAAGAGAAACCUCAUCGCGCGAUUAGCUUUGCAUAGACGCUCAUCGAAGCGGAAGACGAUCCCGGAACAGCUCAUCGCUGGCGCGGAGUACAACAAAACAGAUUAUCGUGAACGAUGGCCAACUGUUACUACUCUUGUGACACAGUCAGACCCAAGAUACUUGGAAGACAUUGAUGAGGAGUUUGAGGAAGAGGGACACGCUCGACGCCGCUCAGUAAAGGCCAAAGCUCUGGAAGCUGUGGCAACUCCGCUCGAUUGGCUGACCGAUCGGCUUGGGAGUGUUUCCGAACACUUGGGUCGCCAGAUUAAGGUUGCUGAUGGUCGAGGGCAAGGGAAACCAGUGUCAACUUCAACACAAAGAAGCACAGCAAAGCCGGGCAGGAGUACACAUCCAUACGAUACUGGAGUGGUCACGUCAGCGGAAGCGAUUCCAAAAGAAUGCCCGACGGCUCCGGCUCAGACACAAAUUACAGAAGAUACUGGGAUGACGAAAAGAGACGACCUACUGAGAGCCAAGGAGAGCCUUAUCAUUCCCACCAAGCAGCGACUUCGCCGACUCAGCGAGAGAUCUGCAACAUCAGAAAGAGCACACCAGAAGAGGCUUUUGGAGCACGGCCAAGCUAUCGCCAAUUCUGCCAACCAAAGAUCAGCCACACAAGGGCGUCACUAUCUGCAAUUGUCUUCGGAGGCAGUUGAAGGGCCAAUGCUCCUGGAAGAGCGAAAGAAGUGGUAG